This is a messenger RNA of Pogoniulus pusillus (Red-fronted tinkerbird), 3861 nucleotides long. It is a transcript of the gene ALDH3A2, whose product is annotated as aldehyde dehydrogenase 3 family member A2. Bases 612 to 2144 code for a protein of 510 amino acids. Lineage: Eukaryota; Metazoa; Chordata; Aves; Piciformes; Lybiidae. The record is from RefSeq and is a predicted model, not a curated record. Gene Ontology annotation, cellular component: cytoplasm. Gene Ontology annotation, biological process: aldehyde metabolic process. Gene Ontology annotation, molecular function: 3-chloroallyl aldehyde dehydrogenase activity; aldehyde dehydrogenase (NAD+) activity. The transcript is spliced from 14 exons.
UCCUCUGCAAGGCUUACAACGCCCUCAGCCUUGUUUCUCCUCUGCAAUUGGAUAAAAGAUGUCCCUAACAAGGACCAAAAGGGACAAUCUCCCAGGCUGCAGCAGGCUCCUGCGCUCUCGUUUCUGCGAAUGGCAGGUUUCUGUGAAAGUGUGCCACAGUACCAGCCUGCUGGCCACUGGGAUGAAGUGGGAGCUGGAUCUUCUGCCUCCUGCACAGGAUGCCAAGCACAAGAAGCACUGCUGCAGCAUGAAAACCCUCAGGUUGAAGGAUGCGGGUUUUACAGGCUCUGGAGAACAGCCACUCUGGAAAACCCAGACAGCACGGUGCCUGGACAGAGCUCCAACCUGCCCUGCGAGCAAGGAUGCUGAGAGGAUCAAGGAGAGCACUUUUGCAUCAGACGCGCCGGACUUGCCCGAAGGGCACCGUGGUCCCCUCCCCAGCGCUCGGGCUGGCUCGCAGGUGCCGCCCCAAGCCGAGGCGCUCGGAGAGCAGCGUUCGCUGCGCAGGGCAGACGGAGGGAUGAGGCUGCCCCGUGCCCUUCUCCCCCCUAGAGACGGGAGCCGGAGGAGGCCUUUGCCCUUCCUCGAGAUCUCACACGCGCUGAGCAGCCAUGGAGAGGAUGCAGCAGGUCGUGGGGCGGGCGAGAGCUGCUUUCAACUCGGGCCGGUGCCGCCCGCUGGAGUUCAGGAUCCAGCAGCUGAAGGCUCUGGAGCGGAUGGUGAAGGAGAAGGAGAAGGACAUCCUGGCGGCCAUCAAGGCAGAUCUGCACAAGUGUGGGCACAAUGCAUACAGCCACGAGAUCAUGGGCGUGCUGGGAGAGCUGGCCCUGACCAUGGAAAAGCUGUCAUCCUGGGCAGCCCCUCAGCCUGUGAAGAAGAACCUGCUGACGAUGCGGGAUGAGGCCUUCAUCCACUACGAUCCACUGGGAGUGGUGCUGAUCAUCGGGGCCUGGAACUACCCUUUUGUCCUGGUCAUGCAGCCUUUGGUUGGGGCCAUCGCAGCAGGCAAUGCUGUGGUGGUGAAGCCAUCGGAGGUCAGUGAGAACACAGCUCAGCUGGUGGCUGAUCUCCUCCCCCAGUACCUUGACCAGGAGCUGUACCCUGUGGUCACUGGAGGAGUGCCUGAGACGACAGAGCUGCUGAAACAGAGAUUUGAUCACAUCCUCUACACUGGCAACUCCACAGUGGGCAAAAUCGUGAUGGCAGCAGCAGCCAAGCACCUGACGCCUGUCACCCUGGAGCUGGGUGGGAAGAGUCCCUGCUACAUCGACAAGGACUGCGACCUGGCUGUCGCCUGCAGGAGGAUAACGUGGGGCAAGUACAUGAACUGUGGGCAAACCUGCAUCGCCCCUGACUACAUCCUCUGUGACCCGUCCAUUCAGAGCAAGGUGGUGGAGAACAUCAAGGCCACUCUGCAGGAGUUCUAUGGGGCAGAUGUGAAGUCCUCUCCUGAUUACGAAAGGAUCAUCAACAAGCGCCACUUCAAGAGGAUCCUGAGCUUGCUGGAAGGGCAGAAGAUUGCUCAUGGGGGAGAGACUGAUGAGGCCUCCUGCUUCAUAGCGCCCACCAUCCUCACUGACGUUUCUCCGGAGUCAAAGGUGAUGGAGGAGGAAAUCUUUGGACCAGUCCUCCCCAUUGUUACUGUGAAGAGUGUGGAUGAAGCCAUUGAGUUCAUCAACCGUCGGGAGAAGCCUCUUGCCCUGUACGUCUUCUCCAACAACAAGCAGUUAAUCAAGAGAGUCAUCUCAGAAACCUCCAGUGGAGGGGUUACUGGAAAUGAUGUCAUCAUGCAUUUCUUUCUCUCCACCUUACCUUUCGGUGGUGUUGGUAACAGCGGCAUGGGAGCCUAUCACGGGAAGCACAGCUUUGAGACCUUCUCCCACCGCCGUGCCUGCUUGAUCAAGGAUCUGAAGAUGGAGGGGACAAACAGUCUCCGGUACCCCCCGAGCAGCCAAAAGAAGGUGGAUUGGGCCAAGUUCUUCCUCUUGAAGCGGUUUAACAAGGGCCGAAUUGGACUGGCUUUGUUGGCCCUGCUGGGGAUUGUGGCAGCAGUGGUGCUGAAGAAUCACCACUCUGAGCUGAAGAGAAAAGCCCUCUUGAUUGUGCUGGCUGUGCAGAGGCUGGGCUGGCCCAGAGUGUGGUAAGGAGGAGCAGGUUUCAGAGCACUGCUGUGGCUGUCACAGUGAGAUGGUUUGCCACUGAGGAGCGGAGGAGGCGCCGAGUGCAGGUCACACUCAGUGCUCACUUUGUGCCUGUUGCCUCGAGCUGGGAAGUCACUUUUUUUUUCUUUUGUGCUGGGUUCUUUCAGUGAGCUGCUGAGCACACAGCGUAGCCUUAGGGAGACACUAACCAGGAGAAAGCUCAGACUCCUGUUUACUAAACAGCCAUGCUGAAACAGAGGGACCAGAGGUACGAGCUCCCGAAGGACUGCAGAGCAAGAAAUACCAGCCCCUGCCUCCUCCCCAUGCCGUGCAGACCCCUGCCCCCAGGGCCAUGCACGCAGUCUUGCACCAAAUCCCUCACCUGCCCUCAGUGACAAACAGGAGCUGAAGUUUCAGCUGUCGCUGGGGUUUUUCCCUGCAGUUUUCAGGCUGAUCACAGAUGGUCUUCUGUAUGCUCUGGCCAGCCACCCUUUUGGUGACAAGUCUGAGACAGACUAUGCUGACUGCUGCCAACAGUGGUGGUUAUGAAUAAACCCGGGGAGGUUCCCCUUGCACCUUUAAUUGAGGUGAAAUAUUCAUGGAUCUCUGCAAACCAGAAGCAUCCACAGAUGGGAUUCAGCCCUUUCUGGGGCUCUGGGUUUCAUCCUGCGCCUGUCACAAUUAUUUGGCAGAUAGAAAAUGACCAAGAUGAUGGCUGCACUGCCUGUGCUCUGCUGAUAAGAGUAUCUAAAGCUGAUACCAAAGAGCUUCCAGGCCUGCUCAGAGAAGUGAGGAUCACAAAGUGCCCUGUGUGGGGUAGCCUAGGUGUGCAUCUGAGCCACACACAGCUAUUCAGUGGCUCCCUUGGUGAAACAGGGAAGAGAAUCAGAAGGAUCAAAGUGAGAAACCUUGCAGGCUGAGAUGAAGACAGUUUAAGAGGUGAGCUGGAAGCUGUUUGUGCAAACAGAUGAAGGAAUGCAUUGAUUACUUCUCCUCAGCAGACAGGUGCUCAUCCAUCCCCAGGAGAGCAGGGCUCCAGUACACCUGGUGCUGAUUUGUGCAGACAUGCCAAAAUUCUGUGUCCCCCCAACCUUCCUCUUCUUUGUCCCCUCAGCUUUUAUCACUGAACACAAGGCCACUUGGUCUGAAAUGUCUCUUUGAUCAGCUGGAGUCAGCUCUCCCAGCCCUGUCCCCUCUCCAGUUCUUGCUGCUCCCCACUUACGCACUGGUGGGGUGAGAAAUGGAGACCAUGACACUGUGCCAGCACUGUCUAGCAACAGCUAAACCAUGGGUGUGCUGCCAGCACGGCUCCAGUCCCAAAUCCAAGCCACAGUGCCAUCCUACUGAGUGACUGUGAUGAAAAUUAGCUCCAUCCCAGCAAAACCAGUACAAACCUGCUCCUGGCCAGACUCCUCUGAGGGAAAGCAAUUACUGAAAGACUCUGUACUCCUCUGUGUCCCAGCUUCGGGAGCUGCUGUGAUCUUGCACUGGGAGGUAAUAUGGGGCUUGUUCUAGCUUGGGGAGAGGAUGCUGGAGAAAUUAAAUUUGGAAAGGACCUGAGAAAUAGUAAUGUUUAAAGAAAAUGUAAAGAUUGUUAUUAAAUGCAAUUGCUGACUAUAGAGAAUGACAUGUACUCUGCAAGAGGUGGGAUUUCUUCAUGCUAAGCCUUUUUAAUAAUAUAUUUUGCAAGUACUAAAUAAACACAGAAUUUAAAUAAGAA